Aspergillus ibericus CBS 121593 is the source of this 624-nucleotide messenger RNA. Its product is annotated as cutinase family protein. Gene Ontology annotation, molecular function: cutinase activity. Gene Ontology annotation, cellular component: extracellular region. NCBI's taxonomy places the organism in Eukaryota, Fungi, Ascomycota, Eurotiomycetes, Eurotiales, Aspergillaceae. Gene Ontology annotation, biological process: carbohydrate catabolic process. The record is from RefSeq and is a predicted model, not a curated record. The annotation marks the transcript as partial. The transcript has 4 exons.
AUGCACCUCCCACUCUUCCUUCUUGGCCUCGCGGGCCUUGCCGCGGCGACUCCUAUGGGGCUCGCGGAACGCCAGUUUUCCGAUGGCAAUGAACUGCGCCAAGGCUCUUGCAAGCCCAUCAUCUUUAUCUUUGCCCGGGCGUCUACCGAGCCUGGCUUGCUCGGUAUCUCCACUGGUCCUGCAGUCUGUAACAACCUGAAAAUGGCCAAGGCCGGCCAGGUCCUCUGCCAGGGCGUGGGACCUGCCUACACGGCAGAUCUCAUGUCCAAUGCUCUACCUGACAACACUUCCCCUGCGGCAAUCAGCGAAUCCGAGAGUCUCUUCAAGCUGGCUGCUUCCAAGUGCCCAGACAGUCAAAUCCUGGCGGGUGGAUAUAGUCAGGGAACAGCGGUUAUGGAUGACUCCAUCAAGCAACUCCCAGAUGACGUCAAGGACAAGAUCAAGGGUGUCGUGCUGUUUGGAUACACCCGAAAUGCUCAGGAGCAUGGCCAGAUUGGUAACUUCCCCAAGGACAAGGUCAAGAUCUACUGUGCCGCAGGUGAUAUGGUCUGCGAUGGCACUCUCCUUGUCCUGCCUGCCCAUUUCAGCUAUAUCAUGAACACAGGCGAGGCCGCUCAGUGGCUA